Lepisosteus oculatus (spotted gar) is the source of this 2356-nucleotide messenger RNA. RefSeq names its product low density lipoprotein receptor class A domain containing 3 (gene ldlrad3). The record is from RefSeq and is a predicted model, not a curated record. Gene Ontology annotation, cellular component: plasma membrane. Lineage: Eukaryota; Metazoa; Chordata; Actinopteri; Semionotiformes; Lepisosteidae. Gene Ontology annotation, molecular function: protein binding. Gene Ontology annotation, biological process: receptor-mediated endocytosis.
GGGAAAGGAGGAAAAAGCUGCAAACUUCUACCCCGACUCUUCGCCUGCAUCGGGGUGGUUCAGACGCAGGCGGGCGGGGACGAUGUGGGUCUGGUAUCUGCUCCUGGGUUCGGGCCCCGGCUCCAGCUCGAAAGCCAGCUGCUCCCAGGGAACAACUUCACCACGGAAUGCAACAUUCCCGGGAACUUCAUGUGUGGGGACGGGACGUGCGUGCCGGGGGCCUGGCAGUGCGAUGGGCUCCCCGACUGCUUUGACAUGAGUGAUGAGAAGGGCUGCCCCAAGGUGAAGUCCAAGUGUGCGCCCACCUUCUUCGCCUGUGCCAAUGGGGUGCACUGCAUUAUCGGACGUUUCCGCUGCAAUGGGUUUGAUGACUGUCCGGAUGGCAGCGACGAGGAGAACUGCACAGCAAACCCACUUCUGUGCUCCACAGCACGGUUCCACUGCAGGAACGGGCGCUGUGUGGAUCGUAGCUUCCUGUGCAAUGGUCAGGACAACUGUCAGGACAACAGCGAUGAGGAGCACUGCGAGAACACCUCAGAGGCCCCGGGUCAGGACUUCGUGACCCUGGACUACAGGCUACGCUACUACCCCAGUAUCACAUAUGCAGUCAUAGGCAGCGCUGUCAUCUUUGUCCUGGUGGUGGCGCUCUUAGCCCUAGUGCUACACCACCAGAGGAAGCGCAGUGUCCUCCUGCCCCGUGUUGGGCAGCCCCUGCAGCGCCUGCACCAGCCCUUGCUGUUGUCCCGGCUGGUCAUCCUGGACAGGCACCAGGCCUCCGCUUCCUACAGCUCCAGCCGCGGCAUCCAACUGCUCUCCGGAGCCCUGUAUCCCCGCAGUGCAGCUGUGGACUCACCGCCAUCGUACUCUCAGGCUGUCCUGGACCUAAGCCGACCUCCGUGGUUUGAUCUCCCACCUCCGCCUUACCCCCCUGACACUGAAGAGUUAUCCCCUGGCGACUUGCCCCCCUACCAGCCCAGGAGAGGCAGCACCUACACCCCGGGGACCCCUGGAGCCGAGGGCGGAGAGACUGGCUCACGGGACAGGUCAGAGCCGCGGCUGUAGCCACACAGGAGCAUACAGGGGGCAGUCCAGCAGCAGAAAAGCACUUCCCGCUCUCCACCAUGGUGCCUGAGAACAUUCAGAUGAGUUGGAUAGCUGUACUCUCAACUCUGCGGACCCCCCCCAACAGCAGAGCACUCCUCGUCCUCCGCCCACGAGAUGAGAUACCUGGUAGCAUUUGGCUGCAGCCUAGUCUCUCCCUCUCACCCACAUGGACUACGAUCUGUGCAAAACGAGCGUUCAAAAUCAUCGCUCAGCAUUGGACCAGGACUUAUUUAUUUUCCAAAAAGGAAGCUAGAUGAACUAAAUUUGAAAAACAUUGGCCUUAAUCAAGGAUUCAGACGGAAGGUAAAUUCUAGUCCAGCUAGUCCAGCUGCACUUGUGCCUUGCAGGUCAUCACUUUGGAGUUGUUUCUGAAUACAUCCAGCUGGCUCCACAUAACAACAACCUCAACCACCUCAUAGCUUCACACUUACAUGUCUGACUGGGUCUCUGAGGUUCCUUUAGGGGAUCAGACAAUGGCUGAAAGACUGGUCACAAGUGAAAAUUGUAAUAACAUAUCUGCCAUAUUGACUUAAGAUAGUUGUUCGAGCUGAACAAAUACUCAUUUUAAAUGUCCUAAAUGGUCUUUCUACAGAUUUCUAACAGGUACCAUAUGUUCUAAACAUUUUAACAUUUUAUCAGUUUUAGAGAAUGGUAUUUAUAUUGAACUCCACCUCCAGCACUUUUUGUUUGUGUUUGUGCUUUCCAAAAUCACUGUGUAAUAUGUAAUAUAAUACAGUCUUUCCAUGUUUCAUGCAGUCCAGAAACUCACCUUACCACUUCAUACAAAGCAUGGUGGUAAAACACAUCAUUGAAAAAUAUGUAUAUAUAGUAACAUUACAUAUGCCUGAAAAUAUUGAAGUAUUUUUCCACAUAUAAAGAAAUAUAUUUUAAAGAUGUAUUCUUUUUUAUUAAAAUUUGAUUGUGGGGCUCAUUGACAUAUUGACAAAAGUGCAGUAAGACAAUUUGUUUUUGUCAAAAAUAGUAUUUUCAAUAUUUGAAUAUGUUAAUAAAAUAUUUUCCUAUAUUUGUGAGAGGCACAAAGGUAACAAAUGAGUAUUAGAACUCACAAACAGCAUUUGUCAUGUUUUUUUGCCUCUCAGUAUAUUGUAUUUCUCUAGCCAAUUUCAAUUGAUUAAGUGAAUAUUUUAAAAGCAAGAUACAGCUAGAUUUAGGUCAGGAUGUGGUACACUGGCAAGUGUUAAAAUUGUGACGUCUUGCGUUUCCUUAUAAUAAAUGUGUGCGUCUCUUUGGA